Messenger RNA from Schistosoma turkestanicum, 452 nucleotides. The record is from the annotation of a GenBank genome assembly. NCBI's taxonomy places the organism in Eukaryota, Metazoa, Platyhelminthes, Trematoda, Strigeidida, Schistosomatidae.
AGUUGGUGUCCGAAGUUAAGAAACGUAGUCGACAAGAAUGGGAAGAUUCCGUAAAAACCCGUACUGGAAAGAGACUAUGUAGAGGACAGACUGCCAGUAAUUGUCGAAGUGCAAACACAUCCCGAGCAUCCACUAAUCCACAGUUGUCACAAUGGCCAUCUAUGCCAUCUAUUUCGGAAGAUGUAGAGUUGACAAAUAUUGCUGCUGCCGAUCAAGUCCCAACUUUAAAUGCUUCUCAGAUUAAAGGUGUUAGUGGAAAACGAUUACCAAUGGCUUCUACACCAAAAGUAACUGAAAUUAAAGGAUUCAUUCCUCCAUCUGCUACUUGUCGAGUAACUCGAUCACGUGCAAUCAAUCAUCAAAGUUCAGAUACACGUAAAAUGAAUACAACUCGUGUAAAUAACAGUAAUAUGAGUUAUUCUGCCAACAAAUACUUUAACCAUUAUGGAUAA